This is a messenger RNA of Ostrea edulis (European flat oyster), 13189 nucleotides long. RefSeq names its product dystrophin-like. Gene Ontology annotation, molecular function: zinc ion binding; protein binding. NCBI's taxonomy places the organism in Eukaryota, Metazoa, Mollusca, Bivalvia, Ostreida, Ostreidae. The coding region runs from base 553 to 12012 and encodes 3819 amino acids. The transcript is spliced from 74 exons. Gene Ontology annotation, cellular component: plasma membrane. The record is from RefSeq and is a predicted model, not a curated record. Gene Ontology annotation, biological process: synaptic signaling.
AUCUCAAUGUUAAGUAGAACGUACAGUUUUAAAAGCCAUGCUGUUGUGGUCUUUGAAAGAUAUGUUUACCGAGUAGCCGCGGUAUAUUAAUAAGCAUUACAUCUGUACAUGUAUGUAUGUUUUUAUGUUGGAUUUAAGCACCGUGCGAUUUAUAUAGUUGACAUAUUCAUACGAAGUGCAUGUUUUUAAAUUUUGAUUUCGCUGAGUUCGGUGUGCACACGCUGGGUCGCUGGAGGUAUGUGAUAUGUUUUGGGGUGACACAAAUCAUUAUCCUCUUGAACCGAAUAUAGCCACAGUGGCCAAAUCCGAAAUUAAACAAUUGUUCACCUGUGCUUUUUGCCAUUUAGAAGUGAAUUUAUAUAUCACCUUGUAAACUGUCAGCGUGUCCUCCUCAGGGAGUCGACAAAGGUCUUACUGCCGUAAAAGUAAAUAAAAAUAUACUUAUAUAGGAUGACACGCGAGUUCUCUUAACAGCUGGAUGUGUAUUUAUUACGUCUACAAAUACUCGUACAAGGAAUGAAUGUGAGUUUUUGAUGGACAGAAGUUAAGACCAUGGCCAAGCAGACGGCAGCUAAUGGUGAUGAUGUCAGACAGCGUAUGAGAGAUGGCAAAGAUGAAAGAGAAGACAUACAGAGAAGGUCCUUCACCAAGUGGAUCAACUCACAGCUGUCAAAGGCUGGCCAUUCCUUGGUAACAGACUUGUUUUCGGAUCUUAGAGACGGUACUCUUCUAUUGUCACUGUUAGAAGUUCUCAGCGGCAAGUCGAUGGGAAAAGAAAAAGGUCGCAUGCGAGUUCACCACAUAAACAAUGUGAAUCGAGUUCUGGACGUGCUCGCUCGGAAUUACAAUAUUAAGCUGGUCAACAUCAGCAGCAAUGAUAUUGUGGACGGGAACCAGAAGCUGACACUAGGAUUAGCGUGGAGCAUUAUUCUUCACUGGCAGGUUAAAGAUGUGAUGAAGGAUGUAAUGGAUGACCUGCGACAGACUAAUCUGGAGCGGACGCUGUUGACCUGGUGUCGUCAGUGCACGGAGGGAUAUCAGAAUGUAGAUAUCCGAAACUUCACGACCAGCUGGAGGGACGGACUGGGAUUCAACGCUCUGCUGCAUCACUUCAGACCUCAGUUAUUUGUGUAUGAUGAUCUGCUGAAGAAUGACAAUGAAACCAACCUUGAGCAUGCCUUUGGUAUUGCACAGGACAAUCUGAACAUCGAUCGCCUUCUUGAACCGGAAGAUGUAAAUGUGAAGACACCAGAUAAGAAGUCCAUCAUGAUGUACCUAAUGUGUUUCUUCCAAGUCCUCCCCCAUGCAGACAUCCCCACCCCGGAGGAUGACCACCCCCCCUCCACCCCCUCAUCAGCCACAGACAACAGCAACUUUCAGUUCACUGAUCACAACAGCAACAAAGAGGUCAUCAUGUCCAUCAGCAGUUCCUCUAGCCAGCACAGCAUGACAAGCACACCCUCGGUUGAUCUUUCAACCUACCAGGAUGACCUUGAGAAUGUCCUUGCCUGGCUCUUGGAAGCUGAGGAAAUUGUGGAGAAACAAGAACCAAUUGGAAGUGACAUCAAGAAGGUCAAAGAUCAAUUUAAUCAACAUGAGGAAUUUAUGUUAGAACUGACAAAGCAUCAAGAUAGUAUUGGCAAUGUGGUUAAAGAGGGCAAUGACCUAAUUACUGAGGGCAAAGUCACAACAGAGGAGGAGAAUGAGAUCAGGGUCCAGAUGGGGCUCCUCAACAACCGGUGGGAGGAGCUCCGCCUCAAAAUGAUUGACAGGCAAUCCAAACUACAGAAGAAGUUGAUGACUACACAACAGAAACAGCUGGAUGAGUUAGCUGUGUGGCUGGAGAAGAUGGAGGAGAGGAUUCGCAAUCAGGAACCAAUCGGAUCAGACCUGGACGCUAUCAAACUUCAAAUAGCCAAUCACAAGAAAAUUCAACAAGAACUGGAGGUACAACAGAAAAAGGUGGACAACCUACAAGACAUGGUUGUUGUAGUGGACGACACCAACACAGAAUCAGCUUGUGAAGCCAUGGAGAGCCAGUUACAGAGGCUGGGGAAGAAGUGGGCAGCCAUUUGUACAUGGACGGAACAGCAGUGGCUGGUCCUGCAGGACCUCCUUCUUAAGUGGCAGAACUUCUCUGAGGAGCAGGCAAAGUUCUCUGAUUGGCUGUCAGAGAAGGAGGAGGUGCUGGGAACCAUGAUGGAAUGUGACCUUACUGACCCAGAUACCGUGAUCAAGCAGGUCAAAGAUCUCAAGUUGAUAGAGAAUGACAUGGUGGAACAGGUGCAGAGGUUUGAUGCCCUCACUGAGUGUGGACAACAGAUUGUACAGUAUGUUGACAAUGAGACCGCUGUACUCAAAAUCAGCUCUCAGCUGGAAAGCUUUCAGGAACGUUGGGAAAGGCUCGUUCAGCAGAUGGAGAUGCACAGCAAAAAGAUAGCAAACUCCGGAGUGGAACUGAGUAACGUUUCCAUGGAAAUGAUGUCAGAAUUCACAGAAGAUGGAAAACUUAAAAAUCCUCCAAAUACUGCCAAGAAACGCAAGGUAGACUCCGUAUUGAAGUCCCAGUUUGACAUGGAGUGCAAGAAACUUCUGGAGUGGUUCGACAGGACGGAGACAACCUUAGAACUGCUGACCAAGGAGGAAGAUGGUGCUAGUAGUUCUGCCAGUGAUCAGUUCACUGCAGAGGAACAGCUGGUUCUGGUUCAGGACACAGAAAAUGAAGUAGAACAAAGAAAAGUUGAUGUACACAAAGUCCUGUCCUCAGGCAGACGAGUGAUGACAGAACUCAACUUUGCCGGAGAGUCAACUGAGGCCGUGGCAGCAACAUUAUCAGACAUAGAGAGUCGCUGGGACAGGCUGGCUGUACUGCUGUCCGAGACUGUCACCAAGGUCAAUCUUAACAUUCAGUCCAAGAAAUUCUACGAUGAGCUCCACGCUCUCCAAGAACUGAUGUCCAGUUAUGAAAAGUGGGUCAGCUCUGCGGAGAGGAUUGCAGAGGAAGCCAUGGAAAUUACUAAACAGCUAGAGCAGUGCAGGGUGAAGCUAAAGGCCAUGAAGUCCCAUGAAGAAAGGAUAGAGAGGUUAAACAUGGAGUCCACCUCACUUUUGGAGAAUUCGGGCACUGCCUCACAAAUCCAAAUGGACCUCGAGGCAUUCACCAAGCGAUGGGAGACCACCUUCAACAAAAUCUACAAACGCCAGCAGGAGCUGACCAAUGCCCAGGACAAAGCGCCUCCUCGGUCCUACCUGGAGGCGAUGGAGGCCCUGCUGAAGUGGAUCACAAACAUGGAGAGCCUGCUGUCCACCGAGACGUUCCAGGUCACCGAGUGUGAAGUCAUGAAGGAGCAGCUCAAACAGUUCAGGAUUUUACAAGAGGACUUACAGGAACACCAGGGAAGUUUGGAGUACAUAAACAAGACGGGGAAAGAGCUGAUUGUAAAAUCAGGGCCACAUAACAAAGCCCAAGCCAUGGAGAAAAAUCUCGAGAAUCUCAACUCCAGGUGGACCCAUGUGUCCCAAGAGAUCAACUCAAGGCUCAACAAACUCGAACGAGCCAUAGGGCAAAUUAAGCAGUACCAAAACCAGACAAUCGGUUUGAACCGGUGGAUGGAGGAACUAGACGUCUUUUUGCAUGCACCAGAUCCAGCUACCGGGGAUGUCCCCAAUCUCACUGCACAAAUGGCGGAGAGCAAUGGAGUGAAAGAGGAUAUUACAACACUGCAACAGAAUGUCAACAACAUUAAGGGCUUGUGUGAACAGCUGACAGAAGAUGCCGAGCCCAAAUUUACUCAGAAAAUGUCACAGGAAGUGACCUCACUCAACACAAAGUGGAGUGAAGUAGUGACGCUGGCAGAGGAGCAGAAUGCACGACUAAAGGAUGCACUGGAAUGCAGUCAGAAGAUGUAUGAGAGGAUAAAGGAAAUGACAGAAUGGCUGGAACCCAUUAAGGAGGACCUUUCAAAUAAAGACUACGCUGUGGAAAGUUUGAAUGACCUUCAGGUCAAGAGUAAAAAGUUCAAGACUUUAAAACAAGAAGUUUCAGGAAGAGAAAUGGAAAAUAACAAAAUCAAUGAGGAUGCUAAUGAGAUGCUAAACAAAGCCCCAGCUGGGAGCUUACAGGACCUGGCCCGGGCUCUGAUGAGGAUGAAUGCCCUUUGGACUGAUGUCUACAACAGGGUGGGCCAUUACUCUCAGAUCUUUUCUACUGCAGAAACUCAGUGGAAGGAGUUCAGUGCCUUUUUGGAUGAAGAAACAGAACGUCUGAAUUUACUGGAGAGGAAAAUCAAACGACCACGUCUUGCCAGCAGUGACGCAGAGGAAAUAUCAGAAGAUUUAGAUGACAUUGAAAUUUGCCUACAGGACCACACCCUGGAGAAAAAGACUAGACUACAAGGUUUAGGACAGGACCUCAUGGCUAACUCCAUCAUGGUGGACCACAUCAAAUCCCAGUUAGAGAUAUACAAUGAUAGGUGGAACAUCCUCGAUUGUCAGGCAAGAGAGAAGAUCCACAAUCUGGAGCAAUCCAUCAGCCAAGCUCAGGACACUGAGAGGAAGAUUCUGGAGAUGACUAACUGGAUGUCGGAUAUCUCGGAUCUCCUGCAGAAGAGGAUUGAGGCAGAUGUUGUAGCAGGUGAUGUACCAGGAGAGCAUGACUCACUGAAGGAGGAAUUCAAACAAAAUGAGGAGAUGCUGGCAGAACUGGAGGUGUUCGCUGCUGAUUUGGAAUCGCAAGGCAACAUGGAGGCUAGUGCUAGGCUGCAUGAACAAAUCGAACUGCUGAAAAAACAUUAUACUGAAGUGUCAAUAAAGUUUCGAAAGUUUCAGAGGCCAGCUGAUUUUGAGCCCAAGUUCAGUCGAGUGAAGAGAGAAUUGGAUAGCAUCGGAGAGCAAAUCCAUUUAGUAGAGAUUGGAUCAGAGGAUCCGGGAACUCUACAAGAGAAGCUUGAUAUCUCUGUGAAAUUUUACCGUAUGAUGAGCGAGUUGAAACCGGAAGUGGAACAUGUCAUCAAAUCGGGGCGACAGAUCGUGGAGAAACAACAGGUGGAAUUCCCUGACAAGUUAAACCAACAGAUGGAUGCCUUAAAACAGCAGUACAAUGAUCUAGGGGGCCAGGUAACUAAAGGCAAGUCCUCACUGGAGAAAGCUCUCAAGCUGGCCAAGAAGUUAAAAAAGGAGACAACCACAGUUAAAGAAUUUCUGGACUCGGUGAACAAAGACCUGGAUACAAAGGAGGCUACACCCGGAGUUCGGAAUCUGGAUACAGAUCUUUCUUAUGUCAAGUCUGUGCAAGAUGAAAUGCAGAAGAGGGUGUCUAUGUUGUCCACAAUGCGUGAACUAGUGAACCAGAUCCAGGAUCUCUCAGAGGACAAGGAACUUCCCGAGGCAGUCACUCACAUAGAUGAGCUCUGUACUGAGUGGGAAAGCUUAGCCAAACGCCUGACAGUUAAAAGAGAAUGCUUAUCGGAUGAUAUCAACACCCUGGAACUCCUCUUUGUGGAUUUCCAGACCUCGCUGAUGAAAGUCAAAGAAUGGCUCACCAAAGCUGAGAGCACAUUAGUGGCACAUGAGCAGCUUCCUGUUUACCAACAAAUGUCCGACUAUGAGAAAGAAAAAAUCCACAGACUCCAAGCGGAGAUCAAUGACCUUGUUGGUCAAGUGGAGGAAGUACGAGACUCGGCCCUCAGUCUCAUGAAUAAGAGUGAUCACUACAGUGCUAUGGUGGAGCCUGAGCUCACUCAUCUUAACCAACGCUGGGAAGACAUCAGAGAAAGGGUAAAGCAGAAACAACAGGUAAACGAAGUGAAUAUUUCAAUGGAAAUCACUAAGACAACAGUAAUGGAGGUAUCCCAGAGUUCCAUGACAUCGUCUGCUUCUGCUGUUGGUGAAAUAGAUGAUGGAGAAUUCCAGGAACAGUAUGACAGAAUUAUGAAGGAGGUCAUUGUCCUUGACAACAGCCUCAUCAACAAAGGUCAAGUAACAGCUGAUGACUUGACAGGUAGACCAGAGGAAAAAACUGGGGUGCUUGAAGAAGAAGUGAAUAAUCUCCAGUUGGAUGUGUCCACUAUUGCUGACCAGGGUAGACUACUGGCCCACCAGAUUGACCUGGAUGAUCAUGACAAAGCCAUCCGGAUCUACCGACAGGUGGAAGACAUGAAGUCAAAGUGGAACCAAGUAAAGACAAAUGCAGAGAACAAGAAGUUGAUGAUUUUGUCUAUGGGAAUGGUGUACAGUCAGAUACAGGAGGAGAUUCGAGACCUGAAUGUCUGGUUAGACAACAUUGAGAGGAGGAUACAAUCUGUUCGGAAGGAAGACCUAAAGGCCUUUGAAGAAGAGCUGAGCAGACGACAAACAAAACUGGAUUCAGUGAAUGAAGAAACAAAGCAACUAAAUGCACAGGGAGCUGGAAAACUAGUGGAGGAGGAUGUCGCACGACUGAACCACCGAUGGGAAGACAUUAGUCAACAGGUCAAAGGUCGUCGUGACAUUACCACCCCAGAUCGACCAGUGGUGUUCAAGUCCACUGUCAUCACAACAACCAUGUCAGCAGGGGUUUCUGGGAGAUCCCCCGUAGAGUAUCUACAAGACCUGCAGAAACUGGUGGAAGAUUUAUCUCACAUCCAAACAAUGUUGUUAUCUCAUCUACUGCAAGGAAACUUGUUUGAUGAUGUUGACCAACAGGGGGAUCUGCUGCAGGAAAUUCAGGGUCACUUGGAAGACAUACAUCCCCGUAUUGAGGAACUGGAACAGCAGAGACAGGAAGUACUGCCCAAGUGUUCCGCAGAGGAGGCGGGGCGUGUCCGUCUGACGCUGGAACAGCUCCGGGCAGACUGGACGCAGGUCAACAGCCAGUUCAACACAUCAUACAAGAGAUGGACACGGGCUUCGGAGCAGUGGAAAAAGUUUCAUGCAGAUCUGAAAGAGAUCACGACAUGGUUGCUGGUCGCUGAAUCAGAUUUAGAGCUGAAUGGUGACAUGGCACACAAGGGGAUUAGCAGUGGCCUGCAGACACACCAGGCAACGCUGAGCAGCAUGAAUACUACAGGAAAUGACAUCAUUGGACAAUCCAGUAUGCUGGAUGCCAAAGCCAUGCGAGAGAAACUGGAAUCCAUCAACAAGAGAUGGGAAGUGUUGUUUCUGGCAGUUCAGGACAAGACAGACAGGACGUGGACUUCAGACUCCAAACAGUGGGAGAGGUUUCAUGAUGAUAUGAAACAAGUGACAACAUGGCUACUUGUGGCUGAAGCUGAUCUAGAGAGGAAGGGGAAAGGGGCAUAUGAGGAGCUGAGCUGUGGUAUCAAGAGUCAUCAGAACAUUUUAAACAACAUGAAUGCCUCAGGAAGUGAAGUCAUUCGACAGUCCAAUAAGGUCGAUGCUAUGGCUCUCAGAAAGAAAUUGGACUCCAUCAACAAAAGAUGGGACACUCUCUGCCAAGCUGUUCUGGACCAAACCAACAGCUCAGCAGACAACAGCAUGAGGACGUCUGACUUCUCAGCAGAAAUGGAUGAUCUGUUUUUGUGGAUUGAUGAGACUGAGAAUGUUCUGGCUUGUUAUGUGACUCUGGAGGAGAAGAGCUUAGAUGAAGUACUAGAGAAAAUCAAGGACAAAGAGGAUGAAGUGGCAGGAAAAAAGAAAAUGUUGCAGGAGAUCAACACACAAGGAGAGAAGUUACUAAGGGAGACUACUCUUGCACCAGGCGACAAAGACAAUAUUCAUAAGGAUCUGGAUAGUCUCAAUCAGAGAUUUGUCAAGGUGGCUGUUGACAUUCCUGUUCACAUCACCCGGACAGAACAGAGACUACACAAGCUCCAGCAGUUCCAGUCCGAGGUGUCCAGCCUCCAGCAGUGGCUCACCUCCACCAGGACCCUCCUCGAGGCCCAGCAUGCCCCCUCCUCAGCCACGUCAAUAGACCAGGAUGACUCCAUUGUAGUAGACCCUCAGUCUACAAGAGCAGCUAUAGAAUCUCACACAGAGAGUGUAGAAAGCAUCAACAGCCAAUAUAGGGACUUAAUGGAGGAGUGUGCAGAACAGGAAGUAGUCAUGCCAGACAGUAUUCAGCAGCAAAUCAACGAGGUCAAUUCUGAUUGGGAGAAAUUACAGGGACUUGUGGAUAGAAUUAAACCAGUGGCUGACAACUUCUUGGAAGAAGUGUUAACACAAGUCAAAGUUUCCCAGAUGCAACAUAUUGUUGUCAGAGAAACUGCACAGAAGACCGAAAGUGUUGAGGUCCAUCAGAGCUCCCUCAUUCAGGAAUUUGACCGCUCUGUCGCGGAGCUGCGUGAUUGGCUGACUUUGUUGGAGAGAAUGCUGAAGUCACAGAGGGUCACAGUGGGCGACAUUUCUGACAUUGAACAGACUAUUAUGAAACAGAAGAGAAAUCGUGAGUGCAGUGCCGGCCUGGAAUUGAUGCCGCAUGAUCUGAGCACGCUCGAUUUUGAUGCUGUGCAUGCACUGAUCAGUGAUAUUUAUGAACAACUCACUACCCUAAAGAGUGUUCUGCAGGACAUGGAGUCCAAGAGACCACAACUGGAACAAGUUCUCAGCACAGCCAAGGAUCUACAGAAUCAGAAUAUGAGUGAAACAGACAGGAAGAUCCUUAAAGACCGAGCUGAGAAGUUACAAGUACACUGGGAAGAGGCGCUGUCACACGUGAAUCAACGAAAAACCCAGCUAGAUGACAUGCUGCUCGAGUGUCGACAGUUUGACGAGAUGAGUGCUGAGUUUGAGCGUUGGUUGGGACAGAUUGAGGAAGACCUCAAUGCCAACCCUGUCAAUGCUGCUGGCACUAACAUAGACCAACAGAUAGCCAAACAGAAACAACUGCAGUCAGAAGUGGACGAGAGACAGCGAAUCAUUGACAGCAUGAAGAAGCUGGCCAGUAAGCUUAUAGAUGAGUACUCCACAGACGAUACCAGUCACAUCAAGCUUAAGCUGGAGAAGGCCAUGAACCGAUGGUCCACUCUCUUACACCGGCUUGCCUUCAACAUCAAGUCCCUUCAGAACAACAAAAACUCCAUUGCCCAGCUGGACAGCACACUGGAUGGCUUCAUAAAGUGGAUGGUGGAAAUGGACUCCAGCUUUACCAGGCUAGUGGAUGAGACUGGACGUGAUGAUGUCCGACAGAAUGAAGAACUGUGCUCAGAGUACCUGGUGCAAUUUAAGGACCUUCAAGCAGAAGUUGAUACGAACAAGACAACUUACGAAUCUCUGAACAGUAGUGGAAAUCGACUGACGAGAACCAUGGGAGUGAGCGAUGCUCAGGCUCUCCACCGACGCCUCGAGGAGAUGAACCAGAGGUGGAUCAGCCUCAUGACAAAGUCCAUGGAAAUCAGGGGGCGUCUUGAAAGCAAUGCUGACCAAUGGCUACACUUAGUGAACACAUUACAAGAGCUGAUUGGAUGGGUGUUAGAGAAGCAGCAGGAGCUAAUGAGCCAGAGGCCCCUAGGAGGGGAUAAUGGGGCUCUUCAAAGGCAAAACUUGGACAAUCAGAGAUUGCUGGUGAGCCUGGACACAAAGCGACCUAUCGUUGAGCAGAGUUUGGAAGCUGGUCGAUUCUACCUCAGAGAGGAAGGUCUGGAGAGGAGACUUAGUCAGGACAGUGUGGACAGCCACGAAAAUGAAGCAUUGGUCCAGGGGGAGAUAACUCAGGAAGCACAGCAUCUCAUCAUAAAGAUCCGUCGACAGGUUCGACUCCUGAACAGAAAGUGGACCGAACUAAACCAAGGAUGUCACGAGUGGCAGGGUCGGAUAGAACAAGCUACAGAGUUGAUGAGCAUUCUACAGAUUGGGUUGGAAAAGAUGGAAGUACAUUUAGUCCAAGUAGAACAGGUCAAGACCGAUUGGCUUUCCGUGAGUGACAUAGCUAGGGAAAAUCUCCAAAGAGAAAUACAACACACAAAGAGCUUCCAGAUGAGUUUGGAACCUCUGCAAAAGGAUGCUGACCAAGUUAACGACCACGCCAACCAACUUCAGGCCGCGCAUGUAAUCCUGUCCCACACCAACGUACGCAAACUGGAGGAAUUCAACACCAGGUUUAAGGAGUUGCAGAUCCAGUCGGAGGACAGGCUCCGAGAUCUCACAGAGGCCUUACGAGAAUUUGGUCCAGAAUCGCAACACUUCCUGUCAGCAUCAGUGGACCAUCCAUGGGAACGAGCUGUGUCAGGGAACAAAGUGCCUUAUUACAUUAACCACACAACAGCAACGACUCACUGGGACCACCCCAUGAUGAACGACCUUAUGGAUAGCUUGGCGGACUUGAAUAAUGUCCGAUUCGCUGCUUACAGAACUGCCAUGAAGCUUCGGAUGCUUCAGAAGAAACUCAGACUGGACUUGGUUGCCAUGAGUCUUGCCACCGAGUCUUUCGAUCAACACAAUCUCAGGGGACGUAAUGAUAAUGUGAUAGACGUCAUAGACAUGAUCCGGUGCCUAAAGACCAUGUAUGAACAUAUUGAACAGAAACAUCAGAAGCUGGUCAAUGUUUCACUCUGUGUGGAUUUAGUGCUUAACUGGAUACUCAAUGUAUAUGACAUAGCCAGGAGUGGAAAAAUUCGAGUUUUAUCAUUCAAAGUAGGAAUACUGUUACUAUGCAAUGGGCAGCUGGAUGAUAAAUACAAAUUUUUAUUUCGCCUGAUUGCGGACACGAAUGGUUUCUCAGACAAGCGCCGCCUGGGCCUGCUUCUACAUGACUGUAUGCAAGUUCCACGACAGCUGGGGGAGGUGGCGUCUUUUGGAGGCAGCAACAUUGAGCCCAGUGUCAGAAGCUGUUUUGAAAUGGCUAACGGAAGGCCAGAAAUUCAGGUGAACCAUUUCCUAGAAUGGCUGAAGUUGGAGCCACAGUCCUUGGUGUGGCUACCAGUGUUGCACCGUCUGGCUGCUGCAGAAACUGCCAAACAUCAGGCAAAGUGCAAUAUCUGUAAAGAAUGCCCCAUUGUAGGAUUUAGAUAUCGAUGUUUAAGGUGCUUCAAUUUUGAUAUUUGCCAAAACUGUUUUUUCUCGGGGAGAAAGGCGAAGAAUCACAAACUUGCCCAUCCAAUGCAGGAGUACUGUACUGCUACAACCUCAGGAGAAGAUGUUCGUGAUUUCACCAAAGUGCUGAAAAAUAAGUUCAAGUCUAAACGUUACUUCAAGAAACAUCCACGGUUAGGCUUUCUGCCAGUCCAGACCGUCUUGGAGGGGGACAUUUUAGACAGUCCCUCACCGUCACCGCAGCACAGUAUCUCGUCCCAUGAUAUGCAUUCCCGUCUCGAGCUCUAUGCCAAUAGAUUGGCAGAGGUGGAGCAAAGACAAAAUUCAUCCACUCCAGAUUCAGAUGAUGAACAUCAUUUGAUUGCCCAGUAUUGCCAGAGUCUAAACGGAGAUACCUCAAAUCAGGCCUUGAAGAGCCCAAUGCAGAUAAUGAUGGCGGUGGACUCUGAACAGAAGUCGGAACUCCAGGCCAUGAUCCGGGAUUUGGAGGAUGAAAACAAGACUCUACAAGCAGAGUAUGACCGCUUACGGCAGGCUAAUGAGAUGAGGGUCGUCAAUGGUAAUGGUUUUUCAGACUCCAUGGAGGAACCUGAGGAUCAUGAUGAGGAAAUGAUUGCCGAGGCCAAGUUACUACGGCAACAUAAAGGUCGACUAGAGUCAAGGAUGAGAAUUCUUGAGGACCACAACAAGCAACUGGAGGCUCAACUCCAAAGGCUCAGACACCUACUGGACCAGCCCCAGGAAACCAGUCUACCGGUGACUGCAUCAGCUCCCACUACCCCCUCAUCCACCAAUUCUGGUCCCCAGGGACAGUCCAAGUUAAUCUUCAGCCCUGCCUUGGAGUCCACACCAAAAGUGAACGGUCAUUCAGAGGGAAAGAUGGAGGAAAAUGGUGAUAUCAGUGAUAUUGUUCCCAACACCAGCACAUCAUAUUCAGAAGACAAAGGGAACAGCAGUGUAGGAAACUUGUUUCAUUCCGCGGGACAGAUUGGGAAGGCCGUGGGGUCGCUGGUGACGGUAAUGACUGAAGAUGGAGAUGAAGAUUAAUUCUAACGAGACUCAGCAACUUCACUCAUACACAGCUAUCUGUAAAACUACAUUUUUGUAGGCUUUCCAACUUAUUGUAAUACUCCUUGUUUUUACAGACACAUUUUCACUAUUAAGUCAUUCUUGUCAUUUUAACUCAUGCUUUCAUGGUAUACAAAGAAAAUAUCAGUCGCUCUAUAAAUGUGUCAUGCAUGGUUGUAUUCUAACAUUUUUUAAAGGUUCAAGAAUUUUUAUGUUUUAGACAGAAAUAUUUUUUCUUUGUUUCAUUUUUCAGUCGGUUGUAGACACAAGGGCAUUGUUUAGUUUUCUUUUUGAAAUAUUAUUUUGUUUUAAUAUUUGUAUAUGCAUUUAUUAUAUAAACAAGAUUUAUGCAGUGGUAGACUUGGUUGUGAUAUGAAAGGUACUGAUUGUACCUUAAGCUAGAUCAGUCCUCCAUUCCAAAUUUGUGUUUCAGAUUCAAGAUUGAUAGUUUUUAGAACAAGAACCACUUUCUUUCUGCAUGAAAAUGUGAUUUUAAUUUUUGUCCCAGAAAAUGAAUGUUUUCAAAGAUGUUAUGGUGCUAUGUUAUGUAUACAGGUACUCUGAAAUGCAGUUAGGUAUUUAUAAGAGUUCUAGAGGGGGAAACUGAACUACUCUUAGUGAUGUGUUUUAUUUCAGUGACUGUUUCUCAGAAACACUGUCUUGUAAAUGAUUGGAUGGUAAUUUACUAUGCCCAGCUGUAAUCAAGACAGAAAGUUGUACUAAGAUUUCCAUUUUGUAUUGCAUGAAGUUGUGUAUUUCGGAGUUCAGUUAUUCGUCAUGCUGAAAAGCGUUAAUUUGUAUUCAUGAUAUAAAUAACUUGCUAUAUUUUAUAAAUAUUAUUUAUAAAUGGACUAAAAAGUAAUUUCGGUUGAAAGUUAUUAACUUUUUCAAUAAGGAUUAUCAAUGAUAUACUGCUGAACUGACGAAUUUAAAAAAAAAUUGUUUUGUGAUUAAAGUGCAUAUUCAUAAUGUGAAAAGCUAACUCCAGUGAAUGUGUAUUACAAAUAGUGAUGUGGAAUAAAUAUUUUAUUCUGGUGAUACAAACUAUCAAAUGCCAUAAAUAUACUAAGUUGUCUUUAUAUUAUUUCUCUGUAGAUUAAGCUACAGGACGGAUGUGAUUCACAUCGCAUAUAAUAAAUAUGCAUAAAUAAUUGAA